Messenger RNA from Dryobates pubescens (Downy woodpecker), 2446 nucleotides. RefSeq names its product RALY RNA binding protein like (gene RALYL). NCBI's taxonomy places the organism in Eukaryota, Metazoa, Chordata, Aves, Piciformes, Picidae. The transcript is spliced from 9 exons. The coding region runs from base 405 to 1292 and encodes 295 amino acids. Gene Ontology annotation, cellular component: nucleus. Gene Ontology annotation, molecular function: RNA binding. The record is from RefSeq and is a predicted model, not a curated record.
GGGGGCGGCAACUUCGGGUAGCGCGGACGAGCAACUUGCGCUGCCGCGCAAGGCGCGCCCGCCUCCGCACCGUGCCUGCGCCUCGGCGCCACCGUGCAGGGGCCGUGUGCGAGCAGCAGGGGCCGUGGAGCGUAGGGCGGCGGCAGGAGCCGGGCGGCUGCGGCGGCGGGUCGGGGCGGGCCGGGGCCGGGCUGGGUCCGCGUCCGGCGCCGCCGCUGCGCCCUCCCGGCUGCGAGUCCGCCCGGCUGCGGAUCACGUGGCGGUUGCCGGAGGCAGAGACUAGAGAGGAGAGGAAAAAAAAAGCGCCUCAUUCCUUCUGCCACCGCCAUACUGUAUUUUAUAGUAACUCUCAUUUUUAUUCCUCCCUUUUACUCCCGCUCGGGUUAAAGACAAGUGAUCCAACCAUGACCGGCAAAACACAGACCAGCAACGUCACCAAUAAGAAUGACCCAAAGUCCAUCAACUCCAGAGUCUUCAUUGGCAACCUGAACACAGCCAUUGUCAAAAAGAGUGACAUUGAAGCGAUCUUUGCAAAGUAUGGGAAAAUAGUUGGCUGCUCGGUGCACAAAGGUUAUGCAUUCGUACAGUACAUGAGCGAAAGGCAUGCGAGGGCUGCAGUGGCAGGAGAGAACGCCAGGAUCAUCGCGGGGCAGCCACUAGAUAUCAACAUGGCAGGAGAACCAAAACCAUACAGACCAAAACCUGGCAACAAGCGGCCACUUUCAGCACUUUACAGACUUGAAUCGAAGGAGCCUUUCCUGUCCGUUGGCGGUUAUGUCUUCGAUUAUGAUUACUACAGAGACGAUUUCUACAAUCGGUUGUUUGACUACCAUGGCCGUGUCCCCCCACCGCCCCGUGCAGUGAUUCCGCUGAAGCGUCCUCGUGUGACUGUGACAACCACUCGCAGAGGCAAAGGGGUUUUCUCCAUGAAAGGAGCAUCACGAUCCACCUCGAGUGGGGCAUCUUCCUCAGGAUCCAAAUUGAAAUCAGAUGAGUUGCAAACAAUCAAGAAGGAAUUAACCCAAAUCAAAACAAAAAUUGACUCCUUGCUAGGGAGACUGGAAAAGAUUGAAAAGCAGCAAAAAGCUGAAGCAGAAGCUCAAAAGAAACAGAUGGAAGAUAAUGCUGAUUUGAUUCAAGAGGAAUGCAUAUCAGAGAAUGCAGAUAACUCUACAGAAGAGCCAAUUGAAGGAGGGCCAGAUGCAGAUGGGGAUGGAGAAGAUAUGACUGAUGGGAUAGAGGAGGAUUUUGAUGAGGAUGGCAGCAAUGAGCUGUUCCUACAGAUCAAGUGAUGAGAUGUCGUGUGUGUGAUCUCCCCUGAAGGCCAAGAAGAGAAACUCUGACUCCCCCACAGCAAAUGGUGAACUGCAGUUUCUUACUGGCUAGCAACACCUUUGAUUCAAUUUGUAUGAAAACUCAAUUUACUUAUUAAAAUGGACGUUAUUGUUCAAAUAUUAGAAACUCCAUUUCUUAUAUGUUCUAAGCUGUACAAUUGUCAGAUUUUUAUGGUUUAGAUUGUAAAUGUGUUUUUCUCUGGCUAAUUAUUGGUAUUAUUUUUUUAAUUUUGAUGUCUUAAAGGAUAAUGUACUGUAUCAUAAUAUUAUGAAGGACAUAUUUAACAGGUGUGGGAAACACUGUAUACAAAUGUAUAUUUCUAAAAGCUAUUUUUAUGAUUAGCAUGUUUUACUGUUUUACCAUAUUUAGAGUCAGGUGAGAUUGCACUUCUUUGUUUACAGCUUAAUUCAAACAAGAUCACAAUCAGAUGCAUUGUAUGGUAUUUUCCAUUUUAUUUAUUAUAUUCAUCAUUGGAAAUAAUUACAUUCACUAAUAGGGAUAGCUGCUAAAAAGUAUAAAUGUCAAGGCAAUCCUUCAUGACGUGAAAAUUGGAUCCUCCUGUAAAACCCUUUCUCCAGAUAAGUAUGUCUCUGGUGUCAUUCAUUAGACAAUAGGUACAGCUCUUCCUGCAGGUCUCUAAAGACACUUUGUGGUUACCAUAUGGAAAGUUUACAUGACAGUCAGUUUCCUGUCUAGCCAGGUAAAUUACUUAUAGACUGCCAAUAUCUGACAACCUGAGCUAGUCUACUGAUUACUUUUGGGUUUACUUUCUGGCAGUCGUCUUUCCACUCCUGAACCCCCAAAGCCCUUCUAAAAGCCUCUCGUUGGACUAAUUAAUCAAUCCAGAUGUUGUAGGGGGACACUCAGUAUAGAAUUUCUUAAUAAAUCAUGUUUAUUUUCAAAUAGAAUUGAAUGCGUUAUUUAUCUUGUGUUACUGAGAUAUUAAGGGUAUCACACCAUGUAUUAUAUGGGUGGAAGACCUCUUGUUCACCAUCCAAAAGCUAGACCUCCUUAGCACUGCAGAUUACAUGAAGCAAGGAAUAGAUAUUUAAGUGUCUGCAUCCUUCUGUGUUUGAUACUCCUGCAGAUACAGACACAUCUUUAAAGUGAU